AUGGCGUUGCUGCUGUCCUGGCUGGCCAUUAUUCUAUGGCUAGAAGAUGCGGUGGCACAGCUACAAGAGGAAAGCAACUUCUAUUCCGAAAAUGUCAGUCGGAUCCUGGACAACUUGCUUGAAGGCUACGACAAUCGCCUGCGACCGGGAUUUGGAGGUGCUGUCACCGAGGUCAAAACAGACAUCUAUGUGACCAGCUUUGGGCCGGUGUCCGACGUGGAGAUGGAGUACACAAUGGACGUUUUUUUCCGCCAGACUUGGACUGACGAGAGGCUGAAGUUUGGGGGGCCUGCGGAGAUUCUGAGCUUAAACAACCUGAUGGUCAGUAAAAUCUGGACUCCUGACACUUUCUUCAGGAAUGGCAAGAAGUCCAUUGCUCACAACAUGACGACCCCUAACAAACUCUUCAGGAUAAUGCAGAAUGGGACCAUUCUCUACACCAUGAGGCUGACCAUCAACGCUGACUGCCCCAUGAGGCUGGUGAACUUCCCGAUGGACGGGCAUGCUUGUCCCCUCAAGUUUGGGAGUUAUGCUUAUCCCAAAAGUGAAAUCAUAUAUACAUGGAAAAAAGGACCACUUUACUCCGUGGAAGUCCCAGAAGAGUCAUCGAGCCUCCUCCAGUAUGACCUGAUUGGACAGACAGUGUCCAGUGAGACCAUUAAAUCAAACACAGGUGAAUAUGUAAUCAUGACAGUUCACUUCCACCUGCAAAGAAAGAUGGGGUACUUCAUGAUACAGAUAUACACGCCAUGCAUCAUGACCGUCACUCUCUCUCAAGUGUCCUUCUGGAUUAACAAGGAGUCAGUUCCCGCCAGAACCGUCUUCGGAAUCACCACUGUUUUAACCAUGACCACCCUGAGUAUCAGUGCCCGGCACUCUUUGCCCAAAGUGUCAUACGCCACAGCCAUGGACUGGUUCAUAGCCGUAUGCUUUGCGUUCGUCUUUUCCGCCCUGAUUGAGUUUGCAGCCGUCAACUACUUCACCAAUCUCCAGUCACAGAAGGCCAAAAGGAAGGCUCAGGUAGCAGCCCCAGCCCCAGCCCCAGCGGCAGUAUCAAAAGCCAUCGAACCCAUGGAAGCUGAGAUUGUUGUGCGCUCCAAUUCCAAGUACCAUGUGAAGAGAAGAAUCACCUCUCUCUCUCUGCCAGUCGACCCUUCCCCCGAGGCAGGCAAAGUCCUCGCCGGAGCACCGGUCUUACAAUCUACCCCUGAAACCCCUCCACCCACCACACCAGCUUUGGGGGGCAGCAGUAAAAUUGACCAGUAUUCUCGGGUUCUCUUUCCUGUCGCAUUUGCGGGAUUCAACCUUGUAUACUGGGUGGUUUAUCUUUCCAAAGACACCAUGGAAGUGGGCAGCAAUGCGGAAUAG
Molecule: messenger RNA, 1368 nt
Organism: Perognathus longimembris pacificus (Pacific pocket mouse)
Lineage: Eukaryota; Metazoa; Chordata; Mammalia; Rodentia; Heteromyidae
Gene: Gabra6
Product: gamma-aminobutyric acid type A receptor subunit alpha6
Exons: 9
Coding region: 1-1368 (455 amino acids)
Biological process (GO): regulation of postsynaptic membrane potential; monoatomic ion transmembrane transport; signal transduction
Cellular component (GO): dendrite membrane; postsynapse; GABA-A receptor complex
Molecular function (GO): benzodiazepine receptor activity; transmitter-gated monoatomic ion channel activity involved in regulation of postsynaptic membrane potential; GABA-gated chloride ion channel activity
Source: RefSeq, a predicted model, not a curated record